Molecule: messenger RNA, 1057 nt
Organism: Pseudo-nitzschia multistriata
Lineage: Eukaryota; Bacillariophyta; Bacillariophyceae; Bacillariales; Bacillariaceae
Source: the annotation of a GenBank genome assembly
CUCUGACUACCGGAACGAGUACGCACAAGUAAUAGGCGCAAAAUCGUAUUGAAGUUGUACUUCUUGUUUCUGUGCAACAAACAUAUUUCUAAUUAUUAGAAUUAUCUCGAUCAACUAGAAAGUAGCACUAUCUGUAUUCGAUUGCAUUUUGAAAGGAUGGUAUGGAGUCUCUCCCUUCUACCUUGCGCGAUAGUGCUACUUCUAGCCUCUAGAAACGCGAUGGCUUUCAUUCCAUUCACAAAGGUUCAUGCUAACGAUUGUGCAAGACACUCGCACACUCUGUUACAAGCCAUCGAGGAAGCCUCCUUUGGGAUGGGUUGUUUCUGGGAACCUGCAGAAGAAUUGCUCAAGGUUGAUGGCAUCGUAGACACCGUUAGCGGAUACACGGGCAACAAAAAAUUCGAUGAGGAUCCCUCCAAAACAAUCCCGUCUUACGAGUCAGUCUGCUACGGACGAGAUUGGGUUGAGGGUGUCCGGGUAACGUAUGACACCGACAAAAUUUCCUACGCUGAAUUGCUCGACGUUUUUUUCGAAAUUCAAAAGCCCCAACCGGGAUCCCGACAGUAUAGCUCUGUGAUUUUUCCUCACAACGACGACCAACUGGAAAUAGCACAGAACUGGAAAGAAACGAGCCGGGAAAGGGAUUCGGAUGGUUUUAAAAACGACUGGACAAGCAUCGAUUUCCCGCGUACCAAGUUUUAUGCUGCCGAGGGAUACCACCAGCGAUAUUGGCAAAAGCAACGGCCGCGCUUUGCCUUCAUCUUGGCAAUGCUCGGAGUAACCACAGGAUUUGCGGAUCGACUAUAUGAUCCCUCCCUUCAGGAAACGGUGAAAACUUUCGCUAACGGAGCUGUGGUUGCAGCCGGACUGGCAAUUACUGCCGAAAGAUUCCUGGAUUCCAAGGUUUUGGAAUUAGAUUAAUUUUUUUCGGAUCAUGCAUGAGCUUUCUGUAUUUCAAUGCACCAAGUGUAAACUAUGAAUGAAAAUUGGAACCGUCUCUAGGAAGACCCGUAGGUUGUAGCGUGUUUGUGCACAACGAUAAAAUACGAUGAAAACU